This is a messenger RNA of Meloidogyne enterolobii, 252 nucleotides long. Lineage: Eukaryota; Metazoa; Nematoda; Chromadorea; Rhabditida; Meloidogynidae. The record is from the annotation of a GenBank genome assembly.
AUGUAUCAAGUUGUAAUACCAGCAUUUUUAUUUCUUUCUCUUUUGGCAGUAAUUGCAAAUUCUUUGGUUAUUUUGGCAUUAAAAGCUUCAAGAGUUCGAAAUGCAACAGUUACUUUACUUUUAAGUUUAACAUUUUCCGAUAUUUGGUCAAGUUCUGUAAUGGCUUUAUCUCUUUUAAUAAAUAGUUAUUUGCCUACAGUUUUACAUACACAACCAAGACCUUGUGUUUCGCUUUCUCUUGAGGUUUUUUAA